Messenger RNA from Labeo rohita (rohu), 2785 nucleotides. RefSeq names its product nucleolin (gene nucleolin). Gene Ontology annotation, molecular function: mRNA binding. NCBI's taxonomy places the organism in Eukaryota, Metazoa, Chordata, Actinopteri, Cypriniformes, Cyprinidae. Gene Ontology annotation, cellular component: cytoplasm; nucleus; ribonucleoprotein complex. Bases 145 to 2178 code for a protein of 677 amino acids. The transcript is spliced from 16 exons. The record is from RefSeq and is a predicted model, not a curated record.
UCAGUGGGAGGGGCUUUUCCGGACGUACUAAAAGCGUAUGCGAGCGCUUUUCUCUGUCCUGUACCAAGAAGCACGUGUGACUGAACGGUUUUUACCUGCGCCACUUUCUCAUUGUCAGCUUUACUGUAAAACCAACCUUCAGUCAUGGUCAAGCUUGCUAAGGCAGCUAAAAAACAGGUGCCGCCAAAGAAAAAGGCACCUCCACCUAAGGAAGUGGAAGAAGAAUCCAGUGAAGAGGAAAUGGAGGAUGAAGAAGAGGAGGAGGCACCACCGGUUAAAGCUGUAGCAAAAAAGAAGGCAGCUCCGGCAAAGGCAGUGAAAAAUGGAAAAGCUGCUGCUAAGCAGGAGGUCGAGGAGGAAGAUGAUGAUGAUGAUGACGACGAUGAUGAUGACGAUGACGACGAAUCUGAAGAGGAAGCUCCUCCUCCAAAGAAGAAGGCCACACCUGCUAAAGCAGCUGCCAAGAAAGCAGCACCUGCCAAGAAAGCAGUUCCCGCCAAGAAAGCAGCACCUGCUGAGUCAGAUGACGAUGACGACGACGAUGAUGAUGAUGAGGAGGAGGAGGAAGAGGUGCCACCACCUAAGAAGACGCCUGCCAAAGCCACACCAGCAAAGAAAGCGACUCCUGCAAAGAAAGCACCUGCAAAAGCACCUGUAGAAGAGGAGGACGACGAUGACGAAGACGACGAUGAUGAUGAUGACGAUGAUGAAGAAGAGGAAAUGGACACAACUCCUGUGCCCAAAAAGGCAGGAAUGGUGAAAGCAAAGGAGGAAGAGGAGGAGGAGGAUGAUGAUGAAGAGGAAGAUGAUGAUGAGGAUGAUGAUGACGAUGAAGAAGAAACCCCCAUCACUCCAGGGAAAAGAAAAGCCGAGGACAAAAAAGAUAAGGGAACACCGCCGGCUAAGAAAGUUAAAACCGAUGGCGAAGGUUUCUGUGUCUUCUUGGGCAACUUGAACCCUGCUAAGGACUUUGAUGAAAUUAAGGCUGCAGUUACAAAGUUCUUCUCAAAGGAAGGGCUUGAAAUUCAGGAAGUGCGACUUGGUAGGAACAAGAAGUUUGGCUACGUUGACUUUUCAUCAGAGGAAGAGGUGCAGAAGGCUUUGGAGCUCAAUGGCAAGAAGUUGAUGGGUCUUGCGUUGAAACUCGACAAAACCAGAAGCAAAGAAGACUCCCAGGAAAGCAAAAAAGAGAGAGAUGCACGCACUUUAUUUGUCAAGAACCUGCCGUACAAUGUAACCCAAGAUGAGCUGAAGGAAGUCUUUGACCAGGCUAUUGAUAUCAGAAUACCAAUGAGCAACACGGGUACUGCCAGAGGAAUUGCCUACCUAGAGUUCAAGACAGAAGCGAUCGCUGAGAAGGCAAUGGAGGAGGCGCAAGGGACCGAGGUUCAGGGCCGUUCUAUCAUGGUAGACUUCACAGGAGAAAAGAGUCAGAAGGGCGGCAGAGCCCCUCUUCAAGUAAACAAAGUCCUUGUUGUAAACAACCUAGCGUUCAGUGCUAAUGAAGACGCCCUCCAGAGUGUGUUUGAGAAGGCAGUGUCCAUCAGAAUACCACAGAACAACGGCAGACCGAAGGGAUAUGCGUUUGUAGAGUUUGAUAACGUGGAGGAUGCCAAGGAGGCGCUGGAGAACCACAACAACACAGACAUCGAAGGCAGAAAUAUCAGAUUGGAGUUCAGUCAGAACGACAGAGAGCGAGGAAGUGGCGGCGGAAGAGGAAGCUCGGGACCCACAAAAACACUGUUUGUCAAAGGCCUGUCAGACGACACCACAGAUGAGUCUCUGAAAGAGGCUUUUGAAGGAGCAAUCAACGCCAGAAUCGUCACAGACAGAGAAACCGGAUCAUCAAAAGGAUUUGGCUUCGUAGACUUCGAUAGCGAACAAGACUGCAAGGCAGCCAAAGAAGCCAUGGAUGAUGGAGAGAUCGACGGAAGCAGAGUCACUCUGGACUUCGCUAGGCCCAAGGGCGAAGGCGGCCGAGGAGGUGGCAGAGGCGGCGGCAGAGGUGGUUUCGGAGGACGCGGUGGUGGACGUGGUGGUUUCGGAGGCCGAGGGGGCGGCAGAGGCGGUGGCUUCAGGGGACGAGGAGGAAGAGGCGGCGGCUUCAGAGGAGGAAGAGGCGGUGGACGAGGUGGAUUUGGAGACAGACCACAAGGGACUAAGAUUAAGUUUGACUGAAGUCUGUAACUGAACUGUUUCCAUUUGCUUAAAUCCACUUUGUCAGAGCGUUUCUAGGACAUUCCAGAAAGCAUCAGUAACUGUACAGUGACCCCCGACCCCUCGCUUCCUUUUAACUGUGUGAGUUCUGAAACGUCCCAACCAUCCUGCGUGAUAAUUAAAUGUGAAUGUUGUAAUUAUGCUCUGCUGGUUUAGGUACAUGUUGUACAUGCAACAGUUGGAUGUUUUGUUUUUUGUUUUUUUUCAUUUUGUUACGGUGUGCAUCUCUUCCUCUACCCCACACUUUUUUUCCCAACAAUCCUAAAUUUUAUUUAAUUUUCAAAUUUUCUUUUUAAGUUGGCUGUAGGUGCAAGUUUAAUGUGCAGUACCUUUUUAAUGUGCAAAGCAUAUUGUAACAUAUACAUGGAUUUGACGCCUAUUUAGUAUUUAGAGAUGUAAAUCUAUUUGAAAUAUUUGAAUGGGAUUGAGAUGGUCAAGAAGUGUUGUUAGGCUAGUGUCAAAUUUAUGUUAAGUAAAUUUGGCUUGUGACCGAGGGUUUUGCUCUUUUUCCAGUUCGGAUUUUUCAUAAUGUAAAGAACCAUUUUGAUUAAACAUGGUUUUUAAACUC